This is a messenger RNA of Mugil cephalus (flathead mullet), 11471 nucleotides long. RefSeq names its product xin actin binding repeat containing 2a (gene xirp2a). The record is from RefSeq and is a predicted model, not a curated record. Gene Ontology annotation, molecular function: actin filament binding. Gene Ontology annotation, cellular component: focal adhesion; stress fiber. The coding region runs from base 1460 to 11281 and encodes 3273 amino acids. The transcript has 9 exons. Lineage: Eukaryota; Metazoa; Chordata; Actinopteri; Mugiliformes; Mugilidae. Gene Ontology annotation, biological process: actin cytoskeleton organization; actin filament organization.
UUAGAAAACUGCACUAAUGAGAAGUCUUCUCACCACUACAGUGUGUUAAGUCAUUGUGCUAGAGCUUAAGGGCAUGUAGAGGUGCCAAAACCAUUCAUUUCUACUUUCAUGAACUGAUAUUAACACCGCCAGAAUAGUGUCAGUAGUACAUACGGCAAGGACAGCCUAUUUUUCAUAAUCAGUGUGGCUAAAUCAAGGUAGCUAAUAAUUGCCAGGGGGAAAAAAAUCAUAUUUGUGCAAAGAAUAUGCAGUAGUGAAGGCAGCGUCUUUAUCUGUGUCUAAUAGUGAUUCAGCUCAAGUUUGACUGGCUGUGCUAACGUAUCGGUUAAAAUAAGCUAGUUCAGUUGUCAGAGCACGGUGCUAAUAAUUCUAGCUAAAACACUAUUUAUAGAGCAGCCCUCGAAUGUAAAAUGGGUAAGCUAGUUUGCCUAAGUCAGGUUAAAAUAGAUGUCAAGUGUGGGUAUUGCAGCCGAGCUUCGUAUCUCGAUAGCUUAAACAUAGACAUGACUGAAUGAAUCUGGUGAAUCUAAUUAAGCUCUCUCAAUGUAUCAUGUGUGUGGGAGGCAAAGUGGUAGCGGUGGCUUGACACAGUGUCUUUGUAUGAUUUACAAUCCGAAUUUAAAUGAGUUGUUUUACAUUAAAGUUUAUAGCGAGCAUAAUUUGUUCACCCCAAAAGGGGGCGGAGACAUCUCGCAAACAAUAGUGGCAUUAAUCUUCUGAUCUGACUUUGAAAGAAAGCAAUUUAGAUUCAUCCUGAAAAAUAAUUGUUGUUUUUAAGUGUCUGCAGUUGUGCGAAGAUUUGUUAUGAAGUCUGUCUCUGCUGGGUGUGCUGAGUCACAAAAUGCCAUGAUAUUUAGCCUGCUAAUAAAAAAUAAUAAAUAAAUAAAUAAAAACAAAAUGCCAACUGUCUCCCUGCUCUCUACCGCGUGAAUGAAGGAAGUGCGUUCUCCAGCUUCACAGUGUGGGACGUCUGUAUCCAUAUUGUGACAUAAGGUUAAGGGCAUGUUAGGUACCUCGAUACUUGCCGCUAAAAAAAGCCGGCGUACAUCCACUUACCCUCUCCCCUAAGUCCAUCCUAUUUUUUACGAAGGGGGACUUCUAAAAUAAAAUCAGCUGUCACCAGACGCCUGGGCCCCACUGAGCUGUGGAGCGCACUGCUGGAGCUGGCCUCCAAGCCUUGCUGUUCGUCUCUCUUCCCAGGAUUGUCUUCUUCUGUUGGGUUAACGCCGGAUCGUCAAAAAAAAACAAAAAAAAUUAUAAUUUUUAUUAGCUUCAAGUGCCAAGGCCUUUUUCUAUUUUGCUGGAUUUUAUUGUUGUUUAACUCAAAUAGGCGACCUACGCAGAAGCUGCGGGCAACAACAGCGCCGGCGGAUCCAAGCCAGGACGCCCCGAGGAGAGGCCCCAGAGCGCAGAGGACGAGGGGGAGGCCGAGCCAGUGUCGGUGAAAGAGCGGCUGGCGAUGUAUCAGGCUGCCGUGUCCAAGAAGGAAAGCAGCAGUUCCUCCUCUGCUGCGAUGAUGGACGAGUCGGAAGCAUGUUCGCUGCCUGGUGGUCUGGCCAGUGUGAAGAAACAGUUUGAAAAUCAGGAGUUCACCUCGUCAUCCUCCCAGUCCAGCGUCACCCAGUUCCAUUUCCAGCAGAGAACAGUCCAGGAGAUGUCAAGCUCCUCAGAGGUGACGGUGAGAAGCAGUGCCAGAGAGGUCGUCCCAACAACAGCGCUCUCUAAACAGGAGGUGAUCCACGAUCAAAGAGUCCAGCAUAACAACGUGGCUGCUAGUUACGGGAACCAUUACAAUGAAACAGUUAUGCUUGUCGGAGGAGAGGACCUACCAAAGGUUUCCACUCAGGCUUUGAAGCAGCAGUAUGAAAAAACGAUUGAGGAAGCCGCACCUGCCAAGGAAAUUAAGGUCGAUGUGGAUUUCAGUCAGUUUCAAUGGACACCAGUAAACCAGUCGUCAAAAACUUCUACAGUCACAAGCUAUGACACUUCCUCCACCGUAAAGUCAGCUUCGUCUGUAGCGUCUGCCGCGUCUGUAGCUUAUGAGGCGACAGAUGAUUUCCCUCCCCCGCCAUCAAGCCUGGUGCAGGUAUCCCAAGAAAUCUCUUCCCAGUCUCAGGAUCAAGCCUCUCAACACAAGUACGCUGUCAGUAAGGAGCAGUACUUUAAACACAAGAGCAUGGCCGAACUAAAGCGCCUCUACAAGCAUAUAAAUCCAGAGGUGCGCAAGAACCUCGAGGCAGACUUCUUGAAUCAGCUGACCGAAGCCGAAAGGGCAGAAUUGGAAAGUAAGGAUGUGGUGGGGGAUGUCCAGAUGGCGUGCUAUAAGUUUGAAAAUGAUGACAACAGCUCUAGUCAGUGUUCAAGUCCCGAUGGAGAGUCUGUGGACUGGGAUGAGAUCCUCAGGGGUGAAGUGCAGUCCAUGCGCUGGAUGUUUGAGAACAAGCCGCUUGAUGCGAUUAAAGACGAUUCCCCGGAUGAGAGCGAGGAAAAGAAUAUCGCCCAGCAAGAAAUAAUUGCUGGCAAAGAUGUUAGAUACACCGCUUGGAUGUUUGAGACUAAGCCCAUUGAUGCUCUGGGGACAGAGACCUCCGACACAACGGAGCAGACACAAAAGCAGAAGGAUCUUGCGAGAGGAGACGUCCGCACAGCAACUUGGCUUUUUGAAACUCAGCCACUCGACUAUCUGAAUAAGAUCUACCAAGAAGACGAGCAAGAGACGGAUGGGGACGCAACCAAAGACAUUACCGGUGGGGACGUUAAAACCGCCAGGUAUCUCUUUGAGACCCAGCACCUGGAUUGCCUGGGUAAAACGGAAACCAUUGAGGAGAGCCACUUCCUGAACCUGAAGUCUGAGCUGGAGGAGAUCAAGGGGGACGUGACUACAACCACCCGCAUGUUCGAGACGCAGCCCAUGUGCGUCAUCCGAGGGGAUUCGGGAGAGAUGCUGGAAAUCACCACCAUACGCAGGGAGGAGACUGAGAAAGGAGAUGUGAAAACGUCGCGUUGGAUGUUUGAAACUCAGCCUCUAGAUAUGAUCAACAAAGACCCUGCGAAUGUCAAGCUGAUAUGUGGUAUUUCCAUGGAGGACAACGCUCAAGGUGGUGUGAACAAAGGUAGAUGGCUGUUUGAAACUAAAACUCUUGACAGCAUUAAGGAUGAGGAAUGGGAGAGCGUCAGAAAGCAAAGGGAAGAAGUGAUAGGAGCCGACGUACGGAAGCAAUGUCUCGUUUUUGAAACUCAGCCAAUGGACACCUUGAAAGACAACGCCAACGCUCGACCUUUAACCUCUGAGGAGAUUGUCGGAGGCGAUGUCCGAACGGCCAAGCAUCUGUUUGAGACUGUGCCCAUGGAGAAUCUGAAAGAGCUGCUUGAGGUGGGAAAACUUAAGAAAACUGUUACGUCCGAGGAAGAGAAGGGCGACGUGAGGCAUCAGAAGUGGGUCUUUGAGAGCCAGCCGCUGGAAAAUAUAAGGGAGGAAAAGAAGGAGAUCAUGAGAACGGUGAACAUUGAAGCACUCGACAAAGGAGACGUGUCAAACUACAAGGAAAGGUUUGAAAGUAUGGAUUUAAGUAAAUGUGAGGGAGCGCAGAAAAUUCAAGUGGAAGGCGUCGCAAGCGGAUCUGUCAAAUCCAACAGAGUUCUCUUUGAAUCCACCCCGAUGUACGCUAUGCAGGACAGCUCCGGCCAUUACCAUGAGGUGAAGACGGUGAGGCGUGAGGAGAUUGUGAAGGGAGAUGUGCGCAGCUGCAGAUGGAUGUUUGAAACGCGCCCCAUUGACGAAUUUGACGAGAGCAUCAACAAGUUUCAGUUGAUAAAAGGCAUAUCCAAACAAGAGGUUCAGUCUGGGGAUGUCAAAACAGCAAAGUGGCUGUUUGAAACUCAAGCACUUGACGCCAUUAAAUUUUUCAAUAACUAUGAGGAAGAAGAACAAAAAACAAAGGAAGGUAUCGAAAUAGAGAAAGGGGACGUAAAGACUUGCAGGUGGCUCUUUGAGACUCAACCGAUGGAUGUUCUGUACGAAAAGGUGGAGAAAAGUGAGACCGACGUCGAAGAAGUGCAAAAAGGUGACGUGAAGACAUGCACUUGGCUUUUUGAGACCCAGACGCUCGACAACAUCCGCGACCAUUCGGAGUCAGAGUCCGAGACGAUUCUGAAAACCUGCACGAUGAAGCAAGAGGACAUUCAAGGAAAAGAUGUUCGGCUGGCUCGCUUCUUGUUUGAAACCGAGAAUCUGGAAAACAUCACGGGCGAGGACAGCAGUUCUUUCAGGAGGGUCACCGAGAUCGACAUCCAGUCCGGUGACGUUUCCAGGAUGAAGUACAUCUUUGAGAACCGCUCCUCCGACAUUGUGAGCUCCACCUCAGAGGAGACAAUGCACAGGCUGAAGACGCAACAGGCUGAAGACAUCCAGAGGGGAAACGUGGUCAACUGCACCUGGAAGUUUGAGAACCAGCCGAUCGAUGCCAUUCGUGAUGAAACCACAGACGUGAAAGAGAGUCGAACGGUGAUAGAUGUUCAGGGAGGCGAUGUUGACAAAGGCCGCUUCAUUUUUGAAACAUACUCUCUGGAUCAAAUUAAAGAGGAGUCCACGGAGACGGAUAUUUCCAAGCUCACUAGUAUCUUUAGAGAGGAAACAGAGAGGGGAGAUGUGAAAAACUACACCAUGAUGUUUGAAACUCAGCCGCUGUAUGCCAUCUGUGACAAAGAGGGGCAUUAUCAUGAAGUAACAACUGUUACCAAAGAAGAAGUCAUGAAAGGAGAUGUGGUAGGGGCCAGGUGGCUGUUUGAGACAAAGCCUUUGGAUUCAAUAAGGGAUUCAGAGGAGGUCUAUGUUAUUAAAGCCGUGACUGAGGAAGGCAUCAACAAAGGGGACGUAAGCUCCGCCAGGUGGAGGUUUGAAACACAACCUCUGGAUGAAAUUGCAGAGGACAUGAAAGUAAGGUCGAAGACGGUUGCAGACAUCCAGGGGGGUGACGUGAAGACAAACAAGCAGCGGUUCGAGACCGACGAGAUGUCUCAGAAGUACAUCAGAACGGUUAGCGUUAGCGAAAUCCAAAAAGGCGACGUCAGGUCUGCCACGUGGAUGUUUGAAACCCGCACAAUUGACGAGAUCCGCGGCGACGGCACCGAGUAUGACGGCAUGGAGAAGGUGACAAAAGAGGAAGUGAUGAAAGGGGACGUUAAGCAGUCUGUGUGGCUCUUUGAGAAGCAGCCUCUUGACAGUAUCAAGGAGAGUGAUGGCUCAGAGCUCGUUGUGAGAAAGGAGGAAAUCCCACAGGGCGACGUGAAGUCAACAACGUGGCUUUUUGAAUCCACUCCAUUUCACCAAUUCAACGAGAGCAGCAUGGAAAAAACUGAAAUAAUAGGUAAAAGCAUUAAGGAGACACUUGAGGAACUAUACUCUCAGAAAAUGGUGGACUCUCAGGGUAUCCUCAUCGAGACAGAUGAGAUCGGCGAUGUCCGCAUGGCUAAGUAUAAACUCAUGAACCAGGAGGCUCCAGAAAUACAAAAAGAGGAGGUUAUCAGAGGGGACCUAAGCAACAUAAUGAUGAACCUUCUCAACCGCAGGGAGAUCACUGAGAGAGCCAUAACCAUUGACAAAGAGGAGCGGGGGAACAUAAACACCACGGUGAAGCAGCUGUUCAGCCAGGAAAGGGGAAUUGGCAUUGAGAAGGAGGAAAUUAUCCGCGGUGACAUUCAAGAGGCCAUGAGCAACCUACUCAAAAACGAGGGCUCCUCUAAGCAUGGAAUUCUGAUUCAAGAGGAUGAGAAAGGAGACGUGAGGAUGACUAUAUAUUCCCUUUUAAAUAAAGAGCAGAGAACGAGCAUCGACAAAGAGGACAUAAUUCAAGGGAAUGUUAACAAAACUCUCCACCGCCUCCUCUCCAACUCAGGAGGAGAAGAUUCCAAGAAGAUACGGGUCGGAGAAACAGAGAGGGGCAACGUGAGCUUUUACUCCACAUGCAUCGAGUCUGGGGCCCUGGAUUACCUGAAGCAGCUUCAGUAUGAACCGGACGAAGAGCAGGAGACAGUGCGUAAGGAGCGCAUCAUCGGUGGUGACAUUGAGGAGACGAAGAUUUUGCUGCGUAAGAAUCAGCAGCAGAUUGGUCGCACGGUGGCGGAGGACGAUAUAGUUCCCGGCGAUGUGCACAGCAGCGUUAAAGUCUUUAUGACUGAGCCUGCAGUCACUUACAGAAACCUAGAAAAGAAGGACAUUGUUAAAGGUGACCUUAAUGCGGCCCUGGAUUCUCUGACCCAAGCCAUCAAUCAGAAAGUGGUAAUAGAGAAAGAGGAGGUGGUAAAGGGAGAUAUACCCACUACUUUAAAGUCUCUGGAAGAGGCUCAACAUCAAGCCAAAGAAAUGGAAAAGCCUGAAAUCGUCAGGGGAGACAUUCGGGGUGCUCUUGAGUCGCUGGAAAAAUCUACAUCCACCAAAACGGAAGCAACCGUUGAAGAUUUAGUGCCGGGCGAUAUAAAAGGGACCCUGAAGUCCCUAGAGGAGGCGACGCAAGUUGUGAAAGAGGUGGAAAAGGAGGAAAUUAUCAAAGGAGACAUUCACACCGCCCUGCAGAGUUUACACGAGGCGUCGAGCGAUAAAAAGGUUUACCAGCACCAAGUGAGCGAACAAGGGGAUGUUAAAGGCACCAUCCAGCUACUGCUGGAGCCGGGUACAUCUCCAAAAAUGCAGCGCAGAGGGAGCAUUGAAGGAGAUGUGAAAACAUCCAUCAAAUGCCUUUAUGAAGGCCAGGAGACGGCGCAGAUGGAGAAAGAGGAGGUUGUAAAAGGCGACGUUCAAGGAGCGAUAAAGUGUCUCAUGCAAAGAAAACAAUAUUCGAGUAAGAGACAUAUACAUCCUUCCAAGAAAGCGAAAAUGACCAUCAAAAAUCCAACAUCUGUAAAGCAAGUGGAGCAUGAAUGUGCACAUGAAGGUAAGAGGGAGAGUGCUCCAGAAAAUCCAGCCCCCACUGUGAAAAACCUCUCUCAGAGCAGUGAGUCACAGAAGCUCACACAGAGGCACCACGAAAGCAAAUUGCUGAAAACACAGGUAAUAACCCAAGAGGACCACGCUGUUACCGUAGCCAAAACAGACAAUCCCACUGGGGCCUCUCAGCAGAAGAGCCUGAAAGAACAGAAUCAGAAAGUGCCGCCCCCACAGAAAAUACAAGCUGCGAAGCCUGUUACAGUGAAGAAUAAACAAAAGAGUAACAAUGAUCAAACGGAGACUAAAGCUGCUGACGUGAAUGUGAUGAAAGAGGUGCAACAGACAUCACAGACAAAUACGUCACACAAGCAGACGUGUGAAGCCAAGACAAUCAAACAGGUGCAGACGACGGUGACGGAGAAGACUGUCGUGCACAAGCAGAACGUCAUGUCUGCCGUAUCCGAGCAAACGUCCACGUCUCAGAAGCAGAUGGGGACAAAGGCUCUCGCACAAAAGCAGAGCUUCAAGAAUCUGAAGGUCGAUAACCGUCAACUCGAGGUGAAAGGGAAAGGUGCGAUUAAAAAGGCGAAGGCUGAGAUCCAUUUCCCGCCUCCUCCCUCCUCACCUCCUCCACCCUCGGAGUCUGAGCUCUCCCUCCCUCCGCCGCCAUCGCCUGUGUCGGAGAGCCCUUCGACCAUGAGGCACGACAGUGACCUCCCGCCCCCUCCUCCUCCCCCUCCUCCUGCUAUGGAAUUCCUAAGGUCUGAGACUGAAUUCUUCCCUCCUCCUCCACCUCCGCCGCCUCCGUCCGCUGCGGGUGGUCAGGAUUUCCUCCCUCCACCUCCGUCGCAGCAAGAGCUCAACGCGAUACCUCAGCCUCCCCCUGCAAAGCCGGCGAAGCCCGUCGGGAAGCCUUUGUUCAAAGUGCCCAAGCAACCAGAACCAGAAAAGAAACCCAUACAAGUCAAACCUAAGUGGCAGAAAAAACAACCAACGCCUCCUCCACCGCCUCCACCUCAGCGCCCACCUGAUAAUGUGUCAGUAGCAGUAUCAGUAGUGGCGUCAGCAGCGCAAAAAGAAGAAGCCAAAGUGCAGGAGGUGAAACAGGAAACGACUAAAAAGAUAGAAAUAACUAAUCAGAGUGAAUCAAAAGCAGUGUCAUCAACAAAAAUACCAAGCAUGCCAGUGAAGCCGGUGCAAAAAGAAAGCCCCCAGCCGCCUAAAAAAGUGUUUGUGCCUCCCCUUAAACUCCCUCCAUCCCCGGACCCUGCACCAGCUCCGGCAGCGAGGCCCUACGCUCGCAAAUUUAAAACCCCUCUCAUGCUCGCAGAGGAAAGGUACCGGCAGCAAAGAGAGCGAGAGGAAAUGGAGAAGAGUCAAGCCUCAACUCCCACUUCUCCUCUGGUUAGCACACAAUCCUCUGCUGCCACUGCCACUGAGUUUUUUGCAGCAGACAAAACCGAGAAAGACAAAACUGUGGAGGUGACAAAGGCAAAAGUAGAAGAAGCUAAGACGGUUUCCAAAGAAGAAAUGCUGGCGCAAGACUCGCCUGCCAAGAAAACCCCAUCUCAGAUCCCUCUGAGCAAACCCUUGAUCUCUGUGGUAAAUAAGAAAUCUGCCUCUGCAUCUUCAAACGUGUCCUUGGAUAAAAAGAAUAUUUCCAGCGAGCGCUCCUCAGAAAAAAUCCUUGCCUCAACCGAUGUUAUUAAAAAAGCUCAAACAGCAAACCAGAGCCAGGCCGCAUCCAUUUCUCAGUCACAUCACGAGGCCUCGGAGAGCGAAGUCCGGUCGCGUUCGAACGUGGUCACUUCUUCGGUCACGGAGCAGCAGCAGUUUAUUAAGAAAUCCAGCGCGAGGUCUAUCACCGCCACACAGAGCGCUGUCCACGAGAGCGUAAAUCUCCAAGGCCAGGCCACGGUCACAUUGAAAGCCGAAGAUGCGAAGAAUAUUAAUGCGCCUCUGUCACAGGAAGGGAAAAUGAGCCCCUCUCUCCCCACUAAAAUCCCAAAAGUAACUCCAAGUUUCAAGGUGAAAACCUUUAAGAUGCCGACGGAGAAGAAAGAGGAGAAAUGCGAGAGUUCGGUACAAAAGGAAGCGGUGAAAAGCGAGGCGCAUUCACAGCAAGAGAAAAGUAAUGUGUCACUGAGAAGCGAGACAAAAGUGAACCUGGAAGGCCAGCAGCUGACGUCAGCGAGGGCCGAGAUAAAGACGGAUGUGACAGUGAAAGAGAGGAAGAGUCAGGUGACCCCGCCCUCGAAGGUAACGGAAGCGGAGGCUCAUGCGAAGAAAGGAAAGCAGGUGCAAAAAAGUGAGACAGAAGUAAAGCUGUCACCAUCGGUUAGUGUUUCCGUGCCUAAGAUGGCUAAGAUAACAUCCGCAGCAGCCCAUCAAGGACAAGGCCAUGUGUCUGUCUCCCACAGCCAGCAGAGCAUGAAGACAGAGCACGUUCACAGACACGAGGAGGUGGUGGUGACUGAGAGUGUGGUGCAACAAAGCCAUCAGAAGCAGGAGACUGUCCAGAUCCAAAAGCAGCAAAUGAAGCUGCAAGCGGCAGAAUGUAAUAAAACGCAGAUAAAGGGAGGGAAGGUGAAAGGGGAGCUGAAGGAUGUGUCGGUGUCAGGGAAAAUGUCUCAGAAACACGAGGCUCACCCAGAAGAGAUCACAGAUUUAGAGAAAUGCAGUGUAAUGCGGCAGCUGCUUGUGCAAAUAAAAGAACUGGAGGGCACGCCAGGCAAAAUAGACUCCAACCCCGUCAGGAUGAUUAUAAGCGAAGUCCCCGACUGGGUGAUGGGCACGGAUGAGAGAAGGAAUCUGAGUGAGAUUGCUAAGCAGCAAAGCAAGAAGAAGCUGAAAGAGAUGAUGGUCUAUGUGAAGAAUAUCGUUCAGGCAAAGCUCUCAUUUGUGGAGAAAAACUUGACAGCGGUGGAGAAGGAGGAAAGAGAGGAACCGCCAGCAGCGCCGCCGCUGGUUCCUCCGAAGCCAGAGAAGAAAGUUUUCAAUGCUGCGACUGCAAAGAUUUCAAAGAUUAGCAUCGGCUCGUCCAAAACUGAAAAGAAAGUGACGGAGGAGAAAAAGUCUCUUCAAGAGAGCAAAGUGCAUCAAGAGCUGAGUGAAGUGGCAGAGAAGAGAGUGUCCUCCCCAUUAGCAAGUAUCCGCACUCCAUCUCCCACUUUUAUUAGCAUUGAAUCACGGAAGGUGGACUCGCCGCUCAGAGUGACUCCUUCUCCUCCCCCCUACAAACUAGCUAAGACGCCUCCGCCUCCUCCUCGCAAGUCCUACACUCCCACCUUCAGCAGGGCCACGCCUUCUCCUACCCUGAGCCGCUCGGAGAAGCUGAUGAAGCUGAGGGAUGGCACCUCCAAGUUUUCCCGCGACAUAACCCCACCGCCGCCUCCUAUGCCGGUGCCGGAGCACAUCGCCUCAGAAAUAGAGAGGCCGUCCUCGUGCAGCGACAGGGAGACCCCCGUUGAGAGGAGCGAGCAGGAGGUGCUGGAUGUCGACGAAAUGGGGGACUCGAUGAUGACGGUCAAGGACAAAAAGUCUUUCUUUGAGGAGGCGCAGAAGGCGGAGGUGAGCAGGGUAUACAUUCGGAAGGACCCCAUCGAAAUCCCUGAACGCCUGGGAGCUGACGCUGAGGAAGCCGCAGAGGGGGUCACCAUAGAUAUUCUAAAAGAAGACCUCCCCAGAGUUGACCUGUCGAAGCUCGUGAACAGGUUUGAAGCCGCGCAGCCGAAGGUUUACACCAGAAAAGAUCCUAUUGUGAUAACGGAGAGGCUGGGCAGUGAUACGGAGGACGUGGAGGCGGAACCACACACACCAAGAACCGAAGAAAUCCCCACAUUCACCGUUAAGGCGAUAAAGGACGUGUUCGAGACCGGGGAGCACAGCUCCCAAGCAGCCAGGGAGCUCAGAGAGCACAUAGAGAGAAGAGAGCCCGAGUCGGUGGGUCACUGUGAAUCCGCCGCCUCGGUCACCGAGCAAUUCUGCAGCAUUGACGACUUCGGGAACGUGACAAAAGAGACGAGGAGCGAGGUGCACUCUGAGAGCUCCCUGACCCGCGGCAACCCUCCGUCCUACGCGGACGUGGUGAGAGGGGCGGUCCCGACCCUCGGCGUGGCCCCCGAGGCCUCCGCCGAGGAGCUGCUGAGAAACUUCCAGCAGUCGUGGGCCGAGAGCCAGGGCGUCUUCCAGAACCUGGGGUUCAGUGUCACAGAGCAGAGGACCUCGCAGAUCGUAACGCACCAGCAGGAGACCGUUGUGACGGAAAAUACGAAUUCCCGAGUCAGAACUGUGCAAGGUGUGUCGGAAGAGGGUGUACCCCAUGGAAUCGCUGAUCGCAGACAAACAAAACUACCAUAAGAGCUGCUUCCGCUGUGAACACUGCAGAGGCAAACUAAGCAUUGGCAACUACGCCUCUCUCCAUGGACGAAUGUACUGCACACCACACUACAAGCAACUGUUCAAGUCCAAAGGAAAUUAUGACGAGGGAUUCGGACAAAAACCUCACAAAGAACUAUGGAGUAACAAGAACCAACAGAAUUCGGCCCCG